AUGGAUGCGAACCAGGCAGUGCAGUUUCUGGAGUCGUUAAUCGGCCAGACGAUACGAGUGCACGCGACCGACACGCGCAUCUUCGUGGGCACGUUUAAGUGUACUGAUGCGGCCCGCAACAUCAUCCUCGGGAACACGUUCGAAUAUCGCCCUCCCACGCCUUCCGCCGUCCGAGACGCAGCCGCCAGUGCCGACACCGACACAACCUCGGCGGAACAGCGCUCGCCCAAUAUCAAGGUGAAUAUGACGAGUCGAUUUAUUGGGCUGGUGGUUGUCCCCGGCCGGCAUCUCACGCAGAUCGAGCUGGAGGAGACCCCGCAGCAGAGUCGCGUGCGAGAUGCGCUCAGGAAGACCCAGGGUUUUGCGUGA
This is a messenger RNA of Aspergillus campestris IBT 28561, 369 nucleotides long. RefSeq names its product LSM domain-containing protein. The coding region runs from base 1 to 369 and encodes 122 amino acids. Gene Ontology annotation, cellular component: NatC complex. NCBI's taxonomy places the organism in Eukaryota, Fungi, Ascomycota, Eurotiomycetes, Eurotiales, Aspergillaceae. The transcript has 2 exons. The record is from RefSeq and is a predicted model, not a curated record.